AUGGAGCCGUCGAACGCCACGCUGGCCCCCACCCUGUCCCUGCCACCCCCCGGCACCCUGCAGUGGGACGGGCGGCUGCUGGUGGCCUGUGCCGUGCUGGGGCUGCCCGCCAACGCCUUCACCCUCUGGCUGACGGGCUGGCGACUGCGGUGCCGGGGACUGGCCACCUUCAUCCUCAGCCUGGCCACCUCCGACUUCCUCUUCCUCGCCAACUCGCUCCUACAGAUCUGGUCGCUGGCCCACGGUCACCAGUGGGUGCUGGGCACCCACCUGUGCCGCCUCCACCAGUUUCUCUAUGCCUUGGGCUACUACAGCGGGCUUUUCUUGCUGGCGGCCAUCAGCCUGGACCGCUGCCUGCUGGUGGCUGCCCCGGUCUGGUACCGGUGCCGGCAACCAGCCCAUUUACCGGCGGCGUUGUGCACGGGCGCCUGGUUGACAGCGACCGGUUGCAGCGUGCCGGACACGGUGCUGUCGACGACAGCCGAGCUGUUGCCCGCUUUGGUGGUGUGCCGUAGCGAGAGGGGGAGCUGGGAGGUGCCGAUGCGGUGGCUGGAGGUGGUGGUGGAGGGGCUGCUGCCCUUCAGCGUGGUUGUGGUUUGCCACGGGACCGCUCUGGUGCUGGCUUGGUGCCAGCGUGGCCAAGGCGGCCGCCCGCCCACCCGUUUCCAGCACAUCGUGGUGGCCACGCUGAGCGCCUACGUGCUGCUGCAUCUGCCCUUCCAGGUCACCCAGCUGCUGCAGCUGGUGGCCCCCAGGCCACCGGGCCACCUCCUCUACCUGCUGGGGCUGGCCUUCAACGUCAGCAGCUGCCUGAACCCCUGCCUGUACCUGCUGCUGGGCUCCCGCGCCUGCCACCACCUCGCCCGCCUGCCGCGGGCCGCCCUCGCCCGCCUGCUGACGGAGCCGGUGGUGGGGCUGGGGGGGGACUCGAAACGCGUGGGCAUCGUCACCUGGCACCCCACCGCCCGCCACGUCCUGCUCAGCGCAGGCUGUGACAACGUGGUGCUGAUCUGGAACGUGGGCACGGCGGAGGAGCUGUACCGCCUGGAGGGGCUGCACCCCGACCUCAUCUACAGCGUCAGCUGGAGCCGGGACGGCGCCCGCUUCUGCACCGCCUGCAAGGACAAGAGCGUCCGCGUCAUCGACCCCCGCCGCGGCACCGUGGUGGCCGAGAAGGAGCGGGCGCACGAAGGGGCUCGGCCCAUGCGGGCCAUUUUCUUGGCCGACGGCAAGAUUUUCACCACUGGCUUCAGUCGCAUGAGCGAGCGGCAGCUGGCGCUGUGGGACCUGGAGAACCUGGAGGAACCCAUGGGGCUCCAGGAGCUGGACUCCAGCAACGGGGCUCUGCUGCCUUUCUACGACCCUGACACCAACGUGGUCUACGUCUGCGGCAAGGGUGACUCGAGCAUCCGGUACUUUGAGAUCACGGAAGAGCCGCCCUACAUCCAUUUUCUCAACACUUUCACCAGCAAGGAGCCCCAGCGGGGCAUGGGCUGGAUGCCCAAGCGCGGGCUGGACGUCAGCAAGUGCGAGAUCGCCAGGUUCUACAAGCUGCACGAGCGCAAGUGUGAGCCCAUCAUCAUGACGGUGCCCAGGAAGGUCAGUGGGGACCGCGGGGCACGGCAGCAGGCAAGUUCCGACACGUUUUCGGGCAACCGGUGA
Messenger RNA from Nipponia nippon (crested ibis), 1662 nucleotides. NCBI's taxonomy places the organism in Eukaryota, Metazoa, Chordata, Aves, Pelecaniformes, Threskiornithidae. The record is from RefSeq and is a predicted model, not a curated record.